AUCGGUUGCUAUGUUACUUUUGGACGUUAUAUUCUUUUCAUGUUGACAGAUAAUCAAAAACGACAAGAUAUGGUCGACUAGUCCGGGUAAAUAACGUUGUGUUUUUUUUUACCAAAUGGAUUGGAGUUAGAAUUACAAUAUAGCAGAAGUUGUAGAUUGGUGUCUCUGUGGGACAGGAAGUGAUGGACUUCCGGUGGGGGAGGAGCCGGGGCGAGGAGGGCAUCGCCGUGGUGAUAAACUUCCUGCUGGCUAAUGCCCGAUUGGUCCUGGGAGUGGGAGGGGCAGCGGUGCUGGGCAUCGCUACGUUGGCUGUCAAGAGGUUGAUAGAACGCGCCGGCCGGGCGGCGGACGACGAGAAGGUGGAACAGAAGAUGUCGGAGAGCUGGGAGGAGCUUAGCUUAGUCUCCGCCUCCCCCAAGUCCAUAAGGAAGGGGCUGGAGGGUGUUGUCAUGAAACACGUCGCCAAGGCAACCAAGCCACAGAAAGCUGACCUGUGCCAGCCCCAGCAGCAGAAGUCUAGUCUGGACGAGAAGCCUGUCAAAGCAUCAGAGUCCCAGAGACCCAAGAGCCUACAGCUGUCUCUUACCUUGCAGGACCGUCUCCAUCAGUAUUAUUCUAUCAGAGCAGCUAUUACCCCAGAGGUCGUCCACAGAGCUGAGAGUCUCGCUCUCGAUAUCUGUAUAGAGGUACAAGGCUUCCUGCACACCACGAACCCUGACAUGCCUCUGGGAGAGAUGUCACUGGGAGGAUCCCUCCUCGACGACCUGCAGGUGGUGAGAGCGGACCACGCCUGCCUGCUGGUCCCCCUCCAGCUGGAACCCAGCCUGUGGAGACUGAUCCCUGGGGAGGAGACCCUCCUAACGCACCCUCUGCACUGGAUGGUCCGACGCGUCAACCUGGAAUACUUCCCUCGAGGACGCAGCUACUGGGACAGGUUCCUAGUAGGAGGGUAUCUAUCCUGCCGGGCGCUGGUGAACAUGCUCAGUAAGGCUGUGAUGGAAACCAUGAACUGGCCGUCUCUCUCCUACACUCUCGACUGUCUGGUCAGACCUGUCCUCGGAGGAGAUGAACUGAAACUAGAGAUACGACCAGAGCGAGGUGAUCCCCUCUUCAUCUCCAUAGUGCCUGUGCUGAGGGAAGCAGACGUGGUCCUGACUGCCCAGGUAGAGUUAACCCGGCCCUGGGAUAGCGCCUGGCACCUCUCCCUCUACCCCUGGGAGACCCAGCGUCUCGUUCAGCUUGACUCGGCCGACCAAGGCGUCCGACGCGUCGUCCUCAAAACCCUCAAAGCCGUCUGUCGACGCUGUCCCUCCCUUCGACCACUCGCCGCCGUGCCAUUGGUCAACCUCAUCCUCCACCUCAGCGACAAGGACUUGGAUUGGUCGGAGGGUUGUCUGAGUGGGCGUUUCCAGCAGUGUGUCUGGGAGCUGAUUGGCUAUCUGGAAGAAGGGGUGUUACCUAGCUACUUCAAGUCCGGCGUUAAUUUGUUGAACGGAAUGACGGAUGAAGAGGUUGAUGAGAUGGGUUUUAUGUUGUACUGCGCCGUCUCCGAACCGGACAUUCUACUGAUAUAGAAAUAUAUUUAACGAGGCAAGUCAGUUAAGAACAAAUUCUUAUUUUACAAUGACGGCCUACAGGGUUAACUGGCCUUGUUCAGGGGGGGCAGAACGACAGAUUUGUACCCUUGUCAGCUCGGGGAUUUGAACUGGCAACCUUUCGGGUUACUGGUCCAACGCUCUAACCACUAGGCUACCUGCUGGUUACUAGUCCAACGCUCUAACCACUAGGCGACGCUGUAUAUACCUUAACCUGUUGUAUAUGUCACAGAGGAAAGAGUUUGAGGUAAUAAGGGUACGGAUGAGUUAAAGGGGAGGCUCUGACGAUGAUGAUGAUGAUGAUGAGGGGACUGUGCCUAUGAAAGUAGAUGAGGGGACUGUGCCUAGGAAAAGUAGAUGGGGGGAAAGGAAGAAAUGAAAAGGAGACUAGGAAAGGAGACUUUACACAGGCACCCGAUUUCUGAUCAUUUUUGGGGGGAAGAAUCAGGUUGCCUGUGUUUAAACGCAGCCUUAGCGACGGAGACUUGGCUUUGGUUUUCAUCCUGCUGCUCUGCUGCAUCCUGCUGCUCUGUCCAAUGGGCUAGGCCAUUUGAGGCUAAAACCCAAAGGAAUCCCCACCCAGUUGACUACUUUAAAAUGGUGGAAGCCCUUCAAUGGGCGCUACCCAUUCUAAAACAGCUUUUUUGGGGGGGGUCACUAAAAUGCCCUGGAUCAUUCUCUAUGGGUCUGACUGGACUACACAAGGUAACAUAGUUAACACCAGUUACCACAGCAACAAAGUGAUAAUUAUGUCUAAAAUCAAAUCAAAUUAAAUGUAUUUAUAAAGCACCUUCUUACAUCAGCUGAUAUCUCAAAGUGCUGUUACAGAAACCCAGCCUAAAACCCCCCCAAACGGCUAGUAAUGCAGGUGUAGAACCCCUCUGCCAAUUUCUCUUAAUAAAAUCAGAUUUUUUUUUAAACCCUUAAUCUGUUUAAUGAAAUCAUUAUAUGGUCCCACCUUCUACUGAAUAAAGUUUUCACUUUCUUUUGUUUCUGUUUGACUUUUUUUCGUGUUUUUUUUUUUGAACGACUUUUGCUGAGGUUGUUUUUUAAAGUUUGAAGAGUGAUUUUAAAAAUAAAAUGUUUUCUGCUUUACUACUGAUGUUAAUAUCCUCAUUAUUAUUUACAUGUUUAGGUGAUAUAAUUAUGUCAAGUUAAAUCCAACAUUUUCUGUUAUUAAUAAAAAAAUUAACACUU
Salmo salar (Atlantic salmon) is the source of this 2792-nucleotide messenger RNA. The record is from RefSeq and is a predicted model, not a curated record. Lineage: Eukaryota; Metazoa; Chordata; Actinopteri; Salmoniformes; Salmonidae.